This is a messenger RNA of Lotus japonicus, 1661 nucleotides long. RefSeq lists its product as uncharacterized. The coding region runs from base 316 to 1314 and encodes 332 amino acids. The transcript has 3 exons. Gene Ontology annotation, cellular component: membrane. NCBI's taxonomy places the organism in Eukaryota, Viridiplantae, Streptophyta, Magnoliopsida, Fabales, Fabaceae. Gene Ontology annotation, molecular function: oxidoreductase activity, acting on the CH-CH group of donors. The record is from RefSeq and is a predicted model, not a curated record. Gene Ontology annotation, biological process: lipid metabolic process.
GAAGAUUUGCUCUCAAUCUCAAUUGUGCACUGGUGGUCUAUACCUAGUUUUGAAAUAAGAUAUAUCAAAACUCAUGCAAGGAAAUGGGCGUGAAUAUGCAUACUUUUGGGAUCAUAGAAUCAGCUAAUCAUUGUGUGGAAUAAGGGGUCAUCUAAAUGAUAACUAGGUGGGCGUGGCUGUCUAGGAGCCCAUGCGCAGGCAGAAAGUGAAUCAUUCUGAAGUUUGCAUUGGCACAUAUUAUUUGGAGGUUCUGCUAUAAAAUGGAAGCCAUAACGAACUUGGAAACACAGCAGAGUACACGACAUAAAGGCCACCAUGGGCAGCGGCACUGCUGUUAGCAAUAUGAAAAACGCCAUCCUAGCAUUCUUGGUUCCCCUUCCCUCCAUCCUCUUUUACCUCUCAUUCCUCUCUGCCACUAAUGGCAGUGUGGCGGACCCCAAGUCCCCAUCUUUUACGUCAACUGUGUGGACAUGGUGUUAUCACUACCCUCUGCUAUUAGCCAAUGUCCUUUUCUUCUUCAACGUGAAUGUGCUCUUUUGGGUCAUCGGCUUAAUCCAAUCCAGCCACUGGAUGAUUGAUCCCUAUUGGACAGUGAUACCUGUGAUGCUUGUUCAUUACUAUUCAGCUCAUCCUUUGGCUCAGUAUCAUUGCUGGAGGUCGAGGAUCGUGAUCCUGUUGACUUGGGUGUGGAGUAUCAGGCUCAUCCAUAACUACUUCAGGCGAGAAAAGUGGCAGUGGGGUGUCAGGGAGGAUUGGCGUUUCACUGAUAUGAGCCAUCAGUAUGGCAGCCAUUGGUGGUGGGUUUCCUUCUUCUCUAUCUACGUCCCUCAGCAGUUGUUUUUGAUGGGAUUAUCACUUCCCUUCUAUGUUAUCCACUCGGUCAAUCAGCCUUUGAGCAUCUGGGACUUGUUAGCCACAAUUGUAUGUGUAUCAGGCAUUGUCAUAGCAUACUUUGCUGAUACUCAGCUUCACAACUUUGUGAGUAGAAACAACAAGCUAAAAGGACAAGGUAAACCCGUGGUCCCUGUCCUUGACAAUGGCUUAUGGUAUUAUUCUCGGCAUCCGAAUUACUUCGGUGAGCAGUUGUGGUGGUGGGGGCUAGUUGUGUUUACUUGGAACCUAGGACAUGGAUGGACCGUUAUAGGAGCAUUAGCUAAUACCAUGUGUUUAGCUUAUGUGACUAAGCUUGUGGAGAACCGAAUGUUGAGCCAAGACAACAGAGCAGAGGCAUAUAGGCUGUAUCAGAGAACAACUUCUGUAUGGGUACCUUGGUUCAAGUCCUCUCCUUUAGGACUAAAAAGUAAGAAUGUUUGAUGUUUUUGUUAGUGGUAUGAUUGGCUAGUUGAUUUUGUACGACAAUCGUUUCUAUCUUUUUAAUUUUGCCUAGUUCGUUGACUAUGUGACAGAGUCACCAGUUAUAUGUACUCUGGGUAUGCAGUCACGGUUUCUAGUAUAAAUAUCCAUGACUGGGUCUUCUUAACAAACAAGUCUUCUUAAUUACUUCAGAGUUUGUUUGGGAUCGGGGUUUGGAGGGAAAGGAAGGGGAAGGUAAAUUAGAAUUUCGCUGGCCAUGCUACCUUUUCCGUUGCAAGUACAACCAACAGUUUAUACAUUGUCACUUCAAUUAUGAUGGAAUAGUAUGUGGUGUGACUUUAUCUUUA